CCUCUCAGGUGCGUCGACAUUCGACAACCAGGUGAGUAGUGGGAGCCAACAGGUGGGGUGUUUACAGUGCGUUGUUUUGUUUGUAAACAACAAUUUUACAAAAUUUUGACGAAAAUGAGCCAAGUUUUAUCAGAAAAGCGCCUCUUGAUAACAUACUGCGUUUGCACAGUACUGGGGGCUGUCGCAAGCAUAACCACCGGCAUCGCGUGGGGCCACUGGAAACUCACCCUCGACCAGUGCGUCAACGGGAAAAACUGCAGCUGUAUUUUGUAUGGCCAAUACACCCCAUCCAAAUUUUUAGGUGGCAGUACCGCGCCAUGCAUUUGGGUCACCUUCGGCCCCCUUUUCUACCUCCUGUUCACCAUUUCCAUGGCCUCCUUCCACGGUUACCGGGUGUUGUUUAGUGCGCGGUUCGUCAAGACCAGAACGAUAAUGAGCAAAAAUGAGGCUGGCGAAAUGGUGCAAAUGCGCGCUAUUCAGGUGGACGACACCCACCCCCUCCCCAAGUCGUUUUGGGUCACUCUUGCCGUACUUACGUCGAUUUUCACGCUCUAUGCUUUAAUCCACUUCGCCAUUUUCGUGGACGGUUACUACACCACGUGCAACCAGUACAGGAAGGUGCUGGAGAAGAUGCUGGGGGUCCACGGGACCGCUAUUCCCGUGAUCCACAAUCGCCUGUCUUGUCAGAGCAUUUUCGACUUUAUGGACUACAUGCAGCCGAGUAGUGGUUACGGGACCAGAGACGGUUUCAUUUUCACAGGGGCGGACUUGAUUAUCGGGAUAAUCGCGGCGGGUUUUGCGUGGGUGCUUUUCGGGGUUUCGGCGUUUUUCAACAUCAGGAAUGCGCGGAGUCCCGCUUAAGGGGUUUACUACGCGACGAGAGUUCAAGCGACAUGACCAGAGUACAAAGUUCGUAAAGAGAGCCAUUUAGACAACAAAUUUAUUGUAUGCAUUUAGAAAAUAUAAGUUACAAAAGUGCAAUUAAUGUUUAAAUACUACAUAUAUAAAUAAAUGGAAUGUUUUAUAUACGAACAGUGUAUACAGUUUUUUAUAAAUAAAUACUCUUUUUAACAUCAA
Messenger RNA from Zophobas morio, 1077 nucleotides. RefSeq lists its product as uncharacterized. The record is from RefSeq and is a predicted model, not a curated record. Lineage: Eukaryota; Metazoa; Arthropoda; Insecta; Coleoptera; Tenebrionidae. The transcript has 4 exons. The coding region runs from base 115 to 861 and encodes 248 amino acids.